Molecule: messenger RNA, 1708 nt
Organism: Gadus chalcogrammus (walleye pollock)
Lineage: Eukaryota; Metazoa; Chordata; Actinopteri; Gadiformes; Gadidae
Product: tRNA-splicing endonuclease subunit Sen2-like
Exons: 12
Coding region: 269-1552 (427 amino acids)
Biological process (GO): tRNA splicing, via endonucleolytic cleavage and ligation; tRNA-type intron splice site recognition and cleavage
Cellular component (GO): tRNA-intron endonuclease complex
Molecular function (GO): nucleic acid binding; tRNA-intron lyase activity
Source: RefSeq, a predicted model, not a curated record
GUUCCGGUGACAUCUAAAAUGCUGUCCCCAUCACAACACAUGUAACUACUUGAAAUGUAUAUUUGAUCUAUUAUUCAUAUACAAUAUAUUAUUUAUAUUAUCUGUACGCAUACUUUACGUAUCCUUCUUGUAGAGUCUUGCUAGAAGUGUCCACCGGACGCCCACUUGACAGCAGGUGCAACUGUCAAACCAAGUUAUUCAAGCGCAAUCAGAAUUAAACUAAUGAAUUAAACUAUUUAAUUCAUAAAGGCAGUAAAGUAGGUAGUAAAUGACGGAGGCGGCGUUUCUUGCGCCUCGGCGCCGCGCGACGGUGUACGAGGCGUACGAGGCGCCUUUCCCGGUGCCGCGCAGCGACGCGGAGGCGAUGCGUUGCCGAGAGAGCGUUUACCGCGCCGACCUGGUGAACCAGCAGGUCCUGGUUCGAGACCCCGCUCACAUCGAGCUGCUGUACGGACAGGGUUAUUUCGGGAAGGGGAUUCUGUCCAGAGCCCGGCCAGACUACAGCCUCUCUGACCGAUGGCAGGAAUUUGAAGGCCGACAGAUUCCUGUCAUCAGCAAAGCCAGGUAUGAGCAGCUGUUAUCAUGGAGGCGGGACUAUCUGCUGUCCAAGGGAAUGGAUGAGGAAGCAGUCAAUCAAAUACUUGUUAGGCUGUCUGAGCCAAUCGAGCCGGCCGCAGAAAGUGAGGAGGCGGGGCUAGCACAGACUGAAGACUCGUCCCAAAAGAAGAGGAAGAGAUCAUCUUCGACAGAUGAACAGAGGAGGAUAGGCAACACAGGCAACCAAGAUAGGCAACACACUGACCCCGCCCCCAGGACUGGCUCCUCUCCCGUGGAUGACUCCUCCCCCAUGGCUGACUCCUCCCCCAUGGCUGACUCCUCCCCCGUGGCUGACUCCUCCCCCGUGGCUGACUCUGUGUUGGACUCCGCCCCGGGGACUGACUCCGCCCCUGAGUAUGUCCUUGUGGAGGGGGACAGUGAUGAGGAGGAGGGGGGGUCAGAGGUCAACCAGGGGGGGGUGAGACGGCUGCCCUUCAGCACCACUGAGGUUCUACAGCUCACUCUGGAGGAGGCAUUCUUCCUGGUCUACGCUCUGGGCUGCCUUUCAGUCCACCACAACCAGAAGCCGCUGUCCAUCAGUGAACUGUGGGGGAGGUUCCGGGGUGUUCAGCCCGGCUUUGAGAGCUCCUACGCGGCCUACCACUACUACCGCAGCCGGGCCUGGGUCCCCAAGCCCGGGGCCAAAUACGGGGCGCACUUCAUGCUCUACAGAAAAGGACCCCCCUUCUACCAUGCCAGUUAUUCGGUGGUGGUGGAGCAGGUGAGGUCCUCAGGUGCGUCCUUGCGUCCGUUCACCUGGCGCUCUCUCGCGGCGCUCAGCAGGAUCACCGCCAACGUCUCCAAGGAGCUCAUGAUGUGUUACAUCAUCUAUCCAGCCGACCUAUCAGAGGCAGAGCUGACCUCUCCCCUCAGCCUGCACAGACUCACAGUCCAGGAAGUGGUCAUAAAGAGAUGGAUUUCCUCGCGGGAGCGAGCUGAGCUAGAUGACAUUUGAUUGGCUUUUCAGAGACAUUUGUCAUCAUUAUAAUGUUUAGCAUGGCAUUAUGAUGCUAACCCUUGCAAAAAAAAAAAAGUUUGCAUUAUAGUAGCAUUAUGAUGAUAACCAUUUUGCUGUUGCUCACUUCCAGGUGUCUUGGUAGUUCUGUUUUGU